UCUUCGUCACAGCUAGUCGAUGAACUGGCUCCUCCUAACUCCUCCGCUUGGCCGUCCCGCGGACCCCGCCUUCUGUACUCCCCGCACAGACCCAGCCAAAUGUCUCCAAGCGCUCCGCCGCCACUGGACGCCUCCUAGUCCCGGUUGGAAGACCGCGCGGUUUCCAGCGCGGGACUCCAGCGGGGAGUCAGAGACUCCACUCCCUCCCUGCCUCCAGCUCGCACGCGCCUGCCCUGCGGGUGCACCAUCCGUCCUCUCCCCAACCCCCCGUGCGUGCUCCCUUAGGGACUCGCAGCGCCUGGGCGAGGGUGACGCGUCCCGCCUGGUCCGUAGCUCGCGGGCGCUGGUCUUUUUUUUUGCACGGCCGGGACGCACCACUCCCAGGCUAGACCCGGACGGCGCGGGGGAGCAAGCGGAGGUUCCUCUUUGAGCGUGCGGACUCCCCGCCCGCUGGAAGCGAGUCGGUGUUAGCCACCUCGGAGCACGCUCGGAUGCUGGAACGACGCAGUCACUGGACACGCUGCGGGAGCCCAGGGACAAGGCGGCCCAGGGCGAGGGCUGGGGCCGGAAGGGGGCUCAGGAUUUUGGUCCCACCCCUUUUCCCUUCGGGUCUCGGAGCGCUCGGGCUCUCAGACCCUCCUGUGCCCAGGUGUAGGCCAGGAGAGGAGGGAGCACUUCUUCGCCGCGCACUCCACCGCCAUGGGCAAUGUCUCCAAUGACUCCGGGGCGGAGGACUGCGAGACGCGACAGUGGCUCCCCUCCGGCGAGAGCCCGGCCAUCAGCGCGGUGAUGUUCUCGGCCGGGGUGCUGGGAAACCUCAUCGCGCUGGCGCUGCUGGCGCGCCGCUGGCGAGCGGACGUUGGGCGCAACGCGGGCCGCAGGAACUCGCUCUCCUUGUUCCACGUGCUGGUAACUGAACUUGUGUUCACCGACCUGCUCGGGACCUGCUUCAUCAGCCCGGUGGUGCUGGUUUCCUACGCGCGCAAUCAGACCCUGGUGGCUCUGGCACCCCACAGCCGCGUGUGCACCUACUUCGCCUUCGCCAUGACUUUCUUCAGUUUGGCCACGAUGCUCAUGCUUUUCGCCAUGGCUCUGGAGCGCUACCUAUCCAUCGGGCACCCCUACUUCUAUCAGCGCCGAGUCACCCGUCGCGGGGGUCUGGUCGUGUUGCCUGCCAUCUACGGCAUCUCCCUGCUCUUCUGCGCACUGCCACUGCUGGACUAUGGAGAAUACGUGCAGUACUGCCCGGGGACUUGGUGCUUCAUCCGGCAUGGGCGUUCCGCGUACCUGCAGCUCUACGCCACCCUGUUGCUGCUGCUUAUCGUUGCCGUGCUCGCCUGUAACCUUAGUGUCAUCUCCAACCUCAUCCGCAUGCAUCGCCGCGCCAGGAGGAGCCGCUGCGGACCGGCUGCCGGCAGUGGCCGGGGCGGCCUCGGGAUGCGCAGGAGAGGUGAGAGGGUAUCGGUGGCGGAGGAGACGGACCACCUGAUUCUCCUGGCUAUCAUGACCAUCACCUUCGCCGUGUGCUCUUUACCCUUCACGAUUUUUGCUUAUAUGAAUGAAACUUCUUCCCGAAAGGAAAAGUGGGACCUCCUUGCACUGAGGUUCUUAUCAGUUAACUCAAUAAUUGACCCUUGGGUCUUCGCUAUCCUCAGGCCUUCUGUUCUGAGACUAAUGCGUUCAGUCCUCUGCUGUCGGACAUCCCUAAGAACGCAAGAUGCGAUGCAAACUUCCUGUUCCACGCAGUCAAAUGCCACUAAACAGACUGACCUUUGCAGAAAGUAGUGAAGGCGUGUUUAGUCCUUCAGCAUCUGGAAGAUCGUUUUUGAAAGGGCUCCUUGGAGAAAUGUGAAAAGCUGGUGUGUAAACAAAACGAAGCUGCCCCAAUAAAAAGGAAUACACAGACACUGACGUGGUGGAUCGGCCUACAGACAUGCUGACAGGGGUCUUCAGGGAAGGUGUCAGAAGAAUUUACGAAACCUUUUCUCAAGGAGCCAGUUACACGGCCUUUGGAAGAGAAAGCAGUGGCCUUUAAGAUCCCGUGGCCUUUUGAUUUCAGCUUUCCUGUUGAAUGACCAAGCAUGUGGUUUUGUAAUUUGUUUAAUCCUCUAAAUAGUCAUUGCCUUUUCUAUUUUAAUCUGCCAUGCUACUACUGUUCUGAACAAACAUUCAGUGUACAGUGAGACCAAAGGAAACUCCCUGUGUAUUCUCUAGGAAGUCACCCUGUGGGAGCAGCGAGGCCAUUGGAGCUGGACAAGUUGUCGCCUGGGGAGGGCUUCCUGGACCCUCUCCUUGGACUGCGGAGUGGACAGUGGCUGUAGUGUUCAGCUGGGUGGGUGUCCCCUCCCAUCACUGCAUUGCUCCUGGUGCAGUUGCACACACAGGUGGUUCAUGUCAGUUUUGCUCACUUGUCUUUCAGGGGUUAUGUGUCAAACACUCAGGUUAUUUAUUUUGUAAGGUCCAUUGUGUUCCCAGAAAGCAAGACUUCAGCACUUCUUCUCUUAAAAGGAAAUAAAUAGAAAGGUUGCUUAGAGAGUUAAUUCUGAUUAAUACUCUUCAUGCUAUUUGAGAUAAUUCUGAUUAAUCUUCUCUCUAUAUACAUAUUUAUAGCUAUAUCUGAAACCCAAUGUUAGGGUUAAAAACUGAAAAAGUUGGUUCAUUAUUCAGCUAAACUGGAACUUGUGUAAUGUUGAAAUAGGGGCUGUGACUACAUACUUUUUAAGAUGUCUGCUAUAGUGAAAUUAAUUUGUCCAUAUUUUUAUUUAGAGUACAUGGUUUGACUAAUAUUAUAUAGAAGUCAUGUAACAAUGAGUCACAGCUUAACAUAUUUCAAAAUGUUUGGCAUGGUGUAAACUCACCAUCAAAAUAUUUCAAGUAAAUUUGCACUGUUUAGUCAUAGUUACUAUGUAAACUCAUCCUAAAUAUAACAAAAAAUAAACUGCAAAAUAAAAAUUUGGAAAAGGAACAGUAUUUGAAAGGCUCCAAAUGCUUUCUAAGUAGUGUACAUGUAGUAUCUUUUCAAUGAUCUAAAAUGGGGGAA
This is a messenger RNA of Ochotona curzoniae (black-lipped pika), 3040 nucleotides long. RefSeq names its product prostaglandin E receptor 2 (gene PTGER2). Gene Ontology annotation, molecular function: prostaglandin E receptor activity. Gene Ontology annotation, cellular component: plasma membrane. The transcript is spliced from 2 exons. Gene Ontology annotation, biological process: cellular response to prostaglandin E stimulus; positive regulation of cytosolic calcium ion concentration; inflammatory response. The record is from RefSeq and is a predicted model, not a curated record. The coding region runs from base 700 to 1785 and encodes 361 amino acids. NCBI's taxonomy places the organism in Eukaryota, Metazoa, Chordata, Mammalia, Lagomorpha, Ochotonidae.